CCCGUGACGACUUUAUCGCAUUUUCGAGAUCGAGGGAAUAAGGAAAAGCUAUCUUAGAGGAGGAAGGUACACGCUGUUGGACAGGAGGAUGUUGCAUUAAUAUUUAUACGGGAAAAGAGGGGCUGGCUACGGAGGCUGACGGGGGAUGAGAGGGAGCAGAAGAGGGACGAAAUGAAAUGCAAAUGCCUUAACGAGCCACUGAGGGACUGCUCGAGCACAUCCUAG
Messenger RNA from Habropoda laboriosa, 225 nucleotides. RefSeq lists its product as uncharacterized. Lineage: Eukaryota; Metazoa; Arthropoda; Insecta; Hymenoptera; Apidae. The record is from RefSeq and is a predicted model, not a curated record.